UGUCCUGCCAAGAGGGUCAAUCAGCAAGUAUUCAAGAGUGAAGACCUUAAAGAAAGUAAAUAAAUUUCAAUAAUAGAGAGCAUACUGUUGUUCAGUAUUUGUAAAUAUGGCUUAGCAAUAAUUUUCUGACUUGCAACUAUCAACUGAAAUUGCUUUGAUAGUCUAAAAUAAGGUAAAGUGUAUGAGAAGAAAAAAAAUUGUAUUUCAUUGUCUCUCCAGGUGUGCAGCAUGUACAAGGAAUGGAACUCAGGAACAAAUAAUUAAACCAAAUGUAAGUCAAUCAUUUUGAUUUGUUUCACUUGCUUCAAAUUAAACGGUAGUUUUGUUCACUGUCAUCAGGUCACUUGAUAAAGUCAGUUUGUCAAUUGACAGUCACGUGUUAACAGAACAUCCACCGAUUAAAUCACCAUGUAAUUAAACUUGCAUUGCCUUUUGGUUGAGUGAUUUCUAAUAUGUAUAAGUUUUGGCAGUUUAGUGGUGACCUGUGAAAUCUUUUGACAAAAAAAAUAAGUGGGUACCAUCAUUAGGGCUGAACAAAGAAGCAAGGCUCCAGAAAAUGUUACUUGCAUAAAGAAAAGGUCAUGUGCCAAGAUUCAUGCCACCUAGAGCAGAAAAUAAAAGACCAGAGAUUUAAAAUUUAAUUUAGAUCAUUUAACAAAGUAUAUGCUCCCUCACCUUCACUUAUGUCGGUUGAAUGCGGUACUUAUGCAAUUUUCCCUUAACCCUUUAAGCCCCAAUAUGCACAUACAAAUUCUCCAAACUGAUCUCUAUACAUUUCCUUUAAGAAUAAGUUGAGAGAAUUUGAUAAAAGAUCAAGGCCAAUUCCCUUAGGUGAUCACUUUAUUAAUUCUCAUAACCUAAUCUCUUGACAUUGUAUGGAUAUCGUUAGGAGAAAAUUGACGUUAGACACUAUUGGGACUUAAAGGGUUAAGAAGAGUGAGGUAUAUAGAGCAUGAAAGACAAAAGUUAAACUGUAUUUUAUUGUCUCUCCAGCUAAUGCCACAUGUACAGGGAAUGGAGGUUGAUCAGGAUGGAGAUAAUUUAACCUGGCAAAUGCCGGUCAGUCUCUUUCAUUUGUUAAGCUAUAAUAUUAAACUCUGUAUUGGUAGGUUUAAUACAAAAACAAAUAGUUUAGUUUGUACCAGUAUUGUUUGCAUCAACCAUGCAUGCAUAAGUACAGGUAGUUGCAGUAAUUAUUCAAUUUCCUUGCUUACUUAUUGUAGAUUAGUUUCAGAAAAAAAGUUAACUGUAAUUCAUUGUCUCUUUCAGGUAUGCUACAAGGACAGAGAAUGGUGGUUGAUCAUGCAGGAUGGAGAUAAUCUAACCCGGCAAAUGCUGGUCAGUCUCUUUCAAUCGUUAAGCUAUAAUAUUGAACACUAUGUUACAAGGUGUUAGAAGCCAACACAGAAAACAGUUUGUACCAGUAUUGUUUGCAUCAAUUGUGCAAGCAUAAGAACACAAACAGUUGCAGUAAUUAUUAAAUUUCCUUGCUAACUUAUUGUAGAUUAGUAUCAGGAAAAAAGUUAACGGUAAUUUCAUUAUCUCUUUCAGGUAUGCCACAUGGACAGAGAAUGGUGGUCAAUCAGGAUGGAGAUAAUUUAAUCCGGCAAAUGCUGGUCAGUCUCUUUCAAUCGUUAAGCUAAAAUAUUGAAUUCUUUCACAGGGUUAAGACAUUAACCAAAAAAUAGUUUUUAGCCAGAUUGUUUGCAUCAACCAGUGUCCACCUGGAAUAGGGAUGGGGCAUAUGAAUUUCCUGCGAUUUUUAAUCUUUUUUUUUUUCAUGUGACUAAUUCUUGUGACAACACUGAGCAUCUGUCACUGACAAAGGCUUUGCAAUAUAGUUAAAAGCUAUGACUUGAAAAUCUAAAACUUGAAAGAUGAGAAUUUUAUUUUUUCAAGCUUGAUUAUCAAGGUGAAGAAUGAGCAUUUAUGAUAUUAAGUAGUGCAUAAAUAUGUUCAGAGAAACAGGAGAAUAAAAGGCUUAACAACAGCUUUUAAAAUUUUUUUUAAUGGGUAGAAAAUUUAUGUCGACUGGCUUUCCAUAGUUUUGAUAACCAAAGAUGUUUUAACACUGAUCUUUCUCUUUUGACAGGUGUCAUGCCAAGAGGGUCAAUCAGCAAGUAUUCAAGAAUGAAGACCUCAAAGAAAGUAAGUAAAUUUCAAUGAUAGCAAUCAUACUGGUGUUAAAUAUUUGUAGUAGCUUAGCAAUAAUUUUCUGACUUGAAACUAUCAAUUGAAAUUGCUUUGAUCAUCUAAAAUUAGGUACAGUGUAUGAGAAGAAAAAAUGUAUUUCAUUGUCUCUCCAGGUGUGCAGCAUGUACAAAGAAUUGAACUCAGGAACAAAUUAUUAAACCAAGUGUAAGUCAAUCAUUUUGAUUUAUUCCACUUGCAGUGGAAAAACAGUGUUUUUGUUCACUGUUAUCAGAUCACUUGAUAUCUAAGUCAGUUUGUCAAUUGACAGUCACGUGCUAACAGAACAUCCACUAAUAAAAUAAUCAAUCCUGGUCUUUUGGUUGAGUGAUUUCUAAACUGUAUAAGUUUUGGGAGUUUAGUGGUGACUUGUGAAAUCCUUGGACGAAAAAAAAAAUAAGUGGGUACCAUCAUUAGUGCUGAAUAAAGAAGAAAGGCUCCAGAAAAUGUUACUUGCAAAAAGAACAGGUCAUGUGCCAAGAUUCAUGGUAUCUAGAGCAAGAAAAAAAACACCAGAGAUUUAAAGCUUUAUUUAGAUCGUGUAAUAAAAUAUAUGCUCCCUCACCUUCAGUUAUGUUGGUUGAAUGCAGUACUUAUGCAGUUUUCCCUUUAAAAGAGUGAGGUAUAUAGAGCAUGAGGGACAAAAGUUAAACUGUAUUUUGUUGUCUCUCCAGCUAAUGCCACAUGUACAGGGAAUGGAGGUUGAUCAGGAUGGAGAUAAUUUAACCGGGCAAAUGCUGGUCAGUCUCUUUCAUUUUUUAAUUAAACUAUAAUAUUGAACUCUGUAUUAAUUAGAAGGUAUAAGACAAAAAAAAAAACAGUUUGUAACAGUGUUGUUUGCAUCAACCAUGCAUGCAUAAGUACAAGUAGUUGCAGUAAUAAAUUAUUCUAUUUCCUUGCUUACUUAUUGUAGGUUAGUUUCAGAAAAAACGUUAACUGUAAUUCAUUGUCUCUCCAGGUGUGCAGCAUGUACAAAGAAUGGAACUCAGGAACAAAUGAUUAAACCAAAAUAAUGUAAGUCAAUCAUUUUGAUUUAUUCCACUUGCUUAAAUUAAACAGUAGUUUUUCUCACUGUCAUCAGGUCACUUGAUAGCUAAGUCAGUUUAUCAAUUGACAGUCAUGUGUUAACAGAGCAUCCACUAAAAUAAUCACCAUUUAAUUAAUCCUGGUCUUUUGGUUGAGUGAUUUCUAAACUAUAUAAGGUUUGGCAGUGUAGUGGAGACCAGUGAAAUCUUUGGACAAAAAAAAUAAGUGGGUACCAUCUUUAGUGCUGAACAAAGAAGAAAGGCUCUAGAAAAUGUUACUUGCAAAAAGAAGAGGUCAUGUGCCAAGAUUCAUGCUUUCUAGUGCAGGAAAAAAAAGACCAGACAUUUAAAAUUUAAUUUAUAAUUAGAUCAUGUAAAAAAAUAUAUGCUUCCUCACCUUCACUUAUGUUGGUUGAAUGCAGUACUUAUACAAUUUCCUCUUAAAAAGAGUGAGGUAUAUAGAGCAUGAGGGACAAAAGUUAAACUGUGUUUUGUUGUCUCUCCAGCUAUGCCACAUGUACAGAGAAUGGAGGUCGAUCAUGAAGGAUGGAGAUAAUUGGACCCAAAUGCUGGUUAGUCUCUUUCAUUCGUUAAGCUAAAAUAUUGAACACUGUAUUACUAGGUGUUAGAAGCCAACACAGAAAACAGUUUGUACCAGUAUUGUUUGCAUCAACUGUGCAUGCUCAAGAACAAGCAGUUGCAGCAAUUAUUCAAUUUCCUUGCUUUAACGUAUAAUUAUAUAGAUCAGUAUGAGAGAAAAAUAUUAACUUUAUAUCUUUGUCUUUGUCUUUGUGCAGGGAAUGGAGGUCAGGAUGGAGCUAAUUUAACCCAAAUCCAGGUCAGUCCCUUUCAUUUAGUAAGCUAAAAUGUUAAACUGUAUCCCAGGUUUCAAAUCGGACUUUUUAAGCUCUACAAUUUACAUAGUUGUGUUAAGGCUUUAAGUGGAAUCCAAAUUUUCCAAAAUAAUUGGGGUGUCCUUUAAAUUUGGUCUUGAAACAUUUCUCAGUAUUAAAUUCUCAGUAUCAGCCAUGUUCAUUUCUUUACGAAUGUGAGCAUUUUGCUUUUGCUGAAAUUUUUUGGUCUCAAAAAUAUCCCUUCUUAUAAUUUGUAUGUGAUGCCAUUCAGUAAAAUGUUUGUAACACUGUCAACCGUUUUUCCCAUUGGGAACAUGUGCUAGUAACUUUAGCAACGUUUCUGUUGUGAUAUAUGAUAUAUGUGAUAUAUUUCUUGUUAUUCAGAUAUCAAGUUCAAGAAGUCAGUGUUUUGCUGGAGUAGACAAGGUAAGUUAAUUUACUUAUCCCUUGAAGAGUGAUGUUACAUCAGUACCUUAGUAUAUACUCCAGUUGAAGGAAAAUUUAUGAUUCCAAGUACCCGGCAUGAGUUUGGUUAGGUCUAAAUACCUUUCUUGACUUUGCUACCUAAAUGUCUAAUUCACGCCAUUCCAUGCCAUAGCAACACUUUCAACUUAAUCAUUCUUUUUUUUCAAGAUUAGCAGCCCCUAGGAAUAAGAACUAGGAAGUCUGUUUUGUGUAAGAAAAAAAAUUAUGAACAUUUAAAACAGAGAUUGUAAAUUGCAGCACCUAGAAAAAAUUUGAUUUUAUUCCCAUGAAUAUGAUGUGAAAAAAUAAAAUGUGGCCAAUGCUCUGGGGGUGUUUUUUAAAUCUUUCCAUUACAGCCCAUCUCAUAUUUGUUUUCAUUUGUUAUCGAUAAGACUUGAUUAGAAAAUUGUCCCUUAAAUCUUUCCUUUGACCUCUGAUCAGUGACCACAAAAGAGUAAACAACUUUGAGUUUAGGAUUGCUUUUUUCUGAGUAAGUGGUUACUGAAAUGGGUGCUACUCAGAAUGUAUUGGGUUCAUCAGUUGUUAAUAUUAUUUUAUGGUUUCAUACAUGCAAUUAGGUAUCAUUUGAUACCAUGGAAAUGGUAGUCAUGAAGAGGAUGGGAUGUCCACCUAUAAAAUUGGUAAGUUUAUUUCAUAAUUAUAGCUAACGAAAGGUCUUCCUGUGGGAUGAUAACUGAUGUUUUUAUAUGAAAAACAAUUUUCACUGAACUUACACGUAGAUUUUGUGGUACAGUUAGAUGAAAUUUUCCUUGUUACAAAUUUUACAAGAUUUUUCCACCCUAACAUUACCAUGAGCACUGUAAAGUAACUUUAAUGGUUACUUGAAAAACACAAGCUCUGCUAACUAAGUGACUACCCUGACUGCACUGACUUUGUUUACCAUGACUGGUACACUGGUUGAUGCAGAUUAAGACUGGUAUAGUCAGAGAACAAUCUUCGCAAAAACCCAAAAAAGCCUGUACAAAACUGUUAAAAACCUAACUGAAGAUGAGAAAAGAAAUGUAACAACCGUUAUUGAAAGUAAGGAUGGAAAUUUCUGAGUGAAGCUCAAGAUGUUCUAAGCAGAUGGCAAAGGAUACCAUGACGAACUGUACAAUUGUCUGAUUGACAAAGAUGAUGCAGUGCAGGACACGCUGAACAGCGGUGCUGUACCAAGUAAAGCAGCUCCACUGAUGCCAAGAGCAGAGGUUGAUGAAGCUGCGAUAGCUCUAAAAGACAACAAAGCUUCUGGUGUGGAUAACAUUAGAGGAUAG
This is a messenger RNA of Porites evermanni, 5808 nucleotides long. Lineage: Eukaryota; Metazoa; Cnidaria; Anthozoa; Scleractinia; Poritidae. The record is from the annotation of a GenBank genome assembly.